This is a messenger RNA of Melampsora larici-populina 98AG31, 645 nucleotides long. RefSeq lists its product as uncharacterized. The transcript is spliced from 5 exons. Lineage: Eukaryota; Fungi; Basidiomycota; Pucciniomycetes; Pucciniales; Melampsoraceae. The record is from RefSeq and is a predicted model, not a curated record. The coding region runs from base 1 to 645 and encodes 214 amino acids.
AUGCUUUUCUCAACUUCCCUCAUCCUACCAUUAGCGCUUCUAUGCCAGACUGCUUCUUCUUUGAGUGUACCCUCAGUAUCGGGAGGUCUAAGCUUGGCCCGAAGAAAUCAACAAGACGCCAAAGCCAUCUCUCAACCUUGUAUCGAUAAAAUCCAAAAGAAACAAGCCGAGGUUAAAGAACAUUGUAAAGAUGCACAAGCUCAGGUACUUGUUGAGACUGACUUACAAGUUGUUGUUCAAACUUUUGAAGAAUUCAUCGUGGAGAUGAACAAAUGCAACUGUACCGGUAAAGAUGAAAUCGACCUCGAGUGGUACAAGGAACUUGUUAUCAACGUCUUUGCUUCUGUUCAAGUUGUCAUCGAGAUCGUUGUAGGAACUCAAGACCAAAGUCUCAUUGAAGUUGCUCAAGACGUAUUUGCUCAAUUCAAGGUUCACGUUGCCAACUUUAUCGACCUCGUGAUCACGAUCGAUGUUCAAGUAGCCGUUGCCAUUCGUGAUAAUGUUGAUGCAGCUGCAUAUGCCGCUGUUGGAGUUGACAUCGUCGAGCUCAUUGACGGAAAGGUUGCUGGAGAAACAUCUGGAAAAGAACCUGAGAAACAAGCCCCUGUGAAGAAGGGAGAUGGUGAUCACACUGGUCAUCCUUAA